UCAACGCUGGAGAAGAAGUUAAUAGGCAAUUAGGCAACGAGGGUGCGGCCCCUGUGUCCCGCCCAGUGGCUCUGUAAAAGUCCCCGCAGUACCCACGCCGCUCACCUGCUGGGACAGCUUUCCUGCUUUGCUCGGAUUCACACUGCUGAACGUUUGCUUUUCAAGCGAUCACUUCUGAAAGGGAGCUGUGUUCCUGCACCCGUGUAGAUCCCAGACCAAAACUGAAAAAAUGGUUGGCCUCACCCAGGUAAUGGAAAAUGAAGCAUUCAUGGCUUUUGCCUCCUAUGCAACGAUUAUUCUUUCAAAAAUGAUGUUCAUGAGUACUGCAACUGCAUUUUAUAGAUUGACGAGAAAGGUUUUUGCCAACCCAGAGGACUGUGCAGGUUUUGGCAACGGAGAAAAUGCCAAGAAGUAUCUUCGGACAGAUGACAGAGUGGAACGUGUACGAAGAGCCCACCUGAAUGACCUUGAAAAUAUUGUGCCAUUUCUUGGUAUUGGCCUUCUAUAUUCCUUGAGUGGUCCAGAUCUCUCUACAGCCAUCCUGCACUUCAGAAUCUUUGUUGGAGCACGGAUCUACCACACGAUUGCAUAUUUGACACCCCUUCCCCAGCCAAAUCGUGCUUUGGCUUUUUUUGUCGGAUAUGGAGUUACUUUGUCAAUGGCUUACAGGCUGCUGAAGGGUAGAUUGUACCUGUAAGGCAGAAGCAUGCAACUCAUCAUCCAGUUAUCUUCCAAGAAUUCUGUACUUCCAAUUUCUGAUGAAUACUUCUUUAGAUUUUAACUGGGAGGGGAGCAGAGAAAUUAAGAAUUAGGGAAAACCUAUUUUGAACAUUAAUAUUACCAAUGUCCUUUAUUCUUGUUUUAUAUUUACAUUAGAAAUCAAGUGUAAUUCUUGUCUUUUGUCUUAUUCUUAAAGUACUGUGCUGUAAAUUGUGAUUAUAAUUUGUAACAUUCAUUCAAAUUUCAUAUUUUUAAACCCAUAAAAAGAGUGAUUGCAUUUAUGAUAAACCUGUAUUUCCAAUCUUGCUGAAAUGGGCAUCGGAAAUAAAGAGUUUAAAGAAUAA
Molecule: messenger RNA, 1064 nt
Organism: Equus quagga
Lineage: Eukaryota; Metazoa; Chordata; Mammalia; Perissodactyla; Equidae
Gene: MGST1
Product: microsomal glutathione S-transferase 1
Exons: 5
Coding region: 230-697 (155 amino acids)
Cellular component (GO): membrane; mitochondrion
Molecular function (GO): glutathione transferase activity
Source: RefSeq, a predicted model, not a curated record